ACGCCAAGGUUGCUAUGCUAAGGUGAAAACCAUGGAGAAUAAACAUGAGGUUGAUAUAUAUAGAGAUACACCGGUUAGAUUGUUAGGUUAUGCAAAUGAAGUUGGAGAAUCUUUUAGAGCUUUAGUUCAUGUAAAUGCAGUUAGAGCCAGCUAUGUAGUGGCUUUUAGCUAUGUUUUUGCUGAUACUGCUGACAAAGUGAAGAAAAGAGAUAAGUUAUUGGAUAAAAGUGAUCCAGAAAGGAAUAAAAAGCUAAUGACUUCUGCCAUUGACACUUUAGUGUGGCAGACACUUGCUUCUGUAGCAAUACCUGGUUAUACAAUCAAUCGUCUUUGUGCCACUUCCAUGUAUCUGCUGAAGAAACACAGCAAGUUGCCUUCCACAACCAGAAAAUGGACAACAGUUGCUAUAGGUUUGGGAAGUAUACCAUUCAUAGUUAAACCAAUUGAUCAUUUAGUUGAUGUGUUAAUGAAUAACAGUUUUCGAAAAUGGUUUUGAAUGUAAACUCAAUAAUACCAUAUAUAUUUCACUUCUUUUAUGAGUGGAAAAUAGUUUUUGAAAGUAAUUGUAGUAACAGCACAUUCUUUUGUGUGUUUUCUAUUUUAUGGGAAACAAUAUUAGGAUCUGAAAGUAAUCUUAAAAUAAACAACAUUGUUUACUACAGUAACUACAAAUUACAAAUUUUUUUAUUAGACAUUAAUCCUGUUAAAUAGAUGAAUGAAAAAAAUUGAAAAUUAAUAAUUUUUGGUUUAAUUAAAAAUUAACAGUUUGAAUGAUAAUUAAAUAUACUUAGUUUUAAAAUUAUUAUAUUUCUAAAAUCUAUUAGUGCAUAGAGAAUAUACUAAUCAAUAUAUGCAAUGUUCUCUAGUAAAGUUGAUUAUUUUGAGAAGUUUUCUUAUA
Messenger RNA from Argiope bruennichi, 898 nucleotides. Its product is annotated as mitochondrial fission process protein 1-like. Bases 32 to 496 code for a protein of 154 amino acids. The record is from RefSeq and is a predicted model, not a curated record. Gene Ontology annotation, biological process: mitochondrial fission. NCBI's taxonomy places the organism in Eukaryota, Metazoa, Arthropoda, Arachnida, Araneae, Araneidae. Gene Ontology annotation, cellular component: mitochondrion. The transcript is spliced from 3 exons.